Messenger RNA from Cataglyphis hispanica, 3727 nucleotides. RefSeq lists its product as uncharacterized. Gene Ontology annotation, molecular function: A2-type glycerophospholipase activity. Gene Ontology annotation, biological process: phospholipid metabolic process; arachidonate secretion. The record is from RefSeq and is a predicted model, not a curated record. The transcript is spliced from 6 exons. The coding region runs from base 1234 to 2295 and encodes 353 amino acids. NCBI's taxonomy places the organism in Eukaryota, Metazoa, Arthropoda, Insecta, Hymenoptera, Formicidae.
UGUCGCACGGUUUUGCAUAAUUUAUUAUUUUCGAACGAUUUGCCGAUAGUAAACGUGUAAUGCCGUUUCAUACGAUGGUAGCAUCAAGAAGAGAGAAGAAUGCAGAGAGAAGAAUCCCAAAGAACAUAUAGAUGAUGUAAAAAUUAACUUAUUUUUAAGUAAAGCUUCUACAUAUCUACGCUUGUCAUAUUUUGGCUAUGUAAUUGAUCGCAUUUUUUCGCGACUCAUCGUUACAGCGAAAUCUCGAAUAUCGAUGACCGCAAGGUGCAGUGACGCGCGGUGAUGGAUGCAUCAGCGGGACCAAAGCACCGGCAUUUACCACAGUCGUUUGAAGACCGAAAGAAAUCCGAGGGAUGUCCAGGCUACAGCCUCGACUACUGCUGAAAGGAGAAGAGAGAAAUCGCGAUCGUAAGAAAGCGAGACAGAAAAGAAGAAGACUACGUGAAGAUUAGAUCCCCAGGAUGAGUAUAGGUGGGAUUGGAUUUGGCAGACGCGCGCGCGGUUCGUUGGCGGUAGAUGCCGAUGAUGCGAAGGAGUAGGACAAGAAGAAGGGGCAAGAGGGUGGAGUUUAGUUGGUGUCCGAACGAUGCGGAGAGGCCGCAGAAGGGAAACUCGGAGUAGGGUACAGGAGAGUAUAGAGAGGAAGGCAUAGGAUAGAACAAGAUGAGAUGAGGAGAGAAGAGAGAAGAGAGACCGUAAGUGACAGAACGGUGGUGGGUAUAGGUGAAUUACUGGACAACACUGAACUACCCGAACUGCACUCGGCGGUAUUUAAGGGAGAGCCGCGAGCGAAGCGCGCCAGUUGUUAACACGGCCGGUCGGUGGUUGGUUUUCGCGGAUUCACACUCGCUGGACCCUCGAGUCGCGCGUGGCGUCGAUGAGUCAAGUGAAAAUAUGCAAACUAAAGGAGAUAAAUAUAAAUUCAAUUAAUGAAUUUUGAAAUAAAUAAAUAAUCUCGAUAAAAACGAAUUUGAAGAAUUAUUUAACGAGGUGAACUUGAUAACCACGUGAUCAUUUAUUAACGCGCUCGCCGAUUCGUCGUGAUAUUCUCUUCCGUAAUAAAAAGAUACGAUCGUAAACGCGCAAGUGCAAAAAAUAGAGUGAACAUACGAGGGAUCACCAUAUAGUUUCUCUUCAAAUCGGCGCGACGACGUUAUGUGAGAAUACACAUAUGGCAUUACUUGAAUUCUUCGUACUUGAAGAUCGAGAGAAUUUAAUAUCUUUGAAUCUUGGAUGGUACAGAUGAUGAGCAUUUCAAAGAGGUACUACCCGAUGCUGUUGCUGCUGGCAUUGGGAUUGAUUUUCAGACAAUCGUCCGUCGGCGCUUACCUAUCACGAGAAGGUACAUAUUUUGCACGAUCAAAUGUUUCGUCCGAAUUCACCGGGACGUCUUCUAGUCGCCGCAUCUCGGUCAUCAGGAUCUCGUCCGAUGAGCGAUUGGAGCGAAUCAUUUGGUGGUCCGGAGCUUGCGCCAAGGAAACCAUUGUCAAUUGGGGAAACACGGACGUGAUGCUGCGACAGGUUUGGCUUCGGAAGUCAAGCAGAAAGCUGCAAUUGAUAUAUGCCGGCGAAACUUUGACCGACUGCAUUGACGAGAAGCUCGCACGGUGGGAUGACAGCGAGUGUUUGCCCAGCUCUCGCCGCGUCUAUCACUAUCACGAUGACGGUGACGAGGUGUCGAUCGAGAUAUUCCAACUGGACGGCAAGGACGCUUCGAGGAUACCCCGCGAUCUCUCUUGGCUAUUGUCGUCAUCGGAGCUUCAUUAUCAAUGCGAUCGCGUGAGAAUGCGAGUACGAAGUCAAGUCGUGGCUCAAAAUCGACAUAGGAAAUACUCGAGCUCGACAAACGCGACAACAAACAUUGGAAAAAAACGGGGCCGGAAUCGGACCCGAAGAGAGCUAUUCAUGAUACCGGGGACGCAAUGGUGCGGCCGAGGUGACCGCGCUACCAAAUAUACCAAUCUUGGCGGCUUCGGAGUAGCCGACGCAUGUUGUCGAAAACACGACACGUCCUGCCCCUUUCAUAUACCGGCAUUCGAGACGCGUUACGGCGUUUUUAAUUGGAGAAUAUCGAGCAUGAUGCAUUGCGCUUGCGACGAACGAUUUCGCACAUGUUUGAAAAUGGCCAGGACUGCGUCGGCGGACUUUAUAGGCAAGAUCUUUUUCGAUGUACUGCAAUCAAAAUGCUUUAUUUUGAAACCGCAAAAAGUGUGCGUGAAGCGGUCUUGGUGGGGCAAAUGUCAACAUCACGAAUAUCGAAAACAAGCUCACGUACGGGAUAAUGUUCCUUACUAAGGCUGUAAAGUGUAAGAGAUCGUGAGACGCGUAAAGAGAUAAUAAAAUAUCUUUCUUCCGGAGAUGUCAAUAGCAGUUCUCAGGGAUGUAAUAUUUUAUCGAAUAUUUAUAAUAUAUCAAAGAAAAAGACGAAAAAAAGAAAAAAUUAAAUCGAUUAUUAAAUCGAGAUAUAUCGCCAAAGGUACGAUUGACAAUAUCGUAAUAACUUUAAAUACGAAGAAGCAUUAUUAUAUAUUAAGUUUGCCGAUAAUCAUAUCAGACAUUUUCAAUUAAGACGUUUAAAAACGAGGAGAAUACAUUUACGAGUAUCCGUGAACAUAUUUUUCAGCUUAGGCUCAUAGAUAUUUUCUUCUCUUCACAAAGUAUUGUUUGCUAUAUUUUUCUGGGGCAUAUUUUUUACAAUAUACUAUAACAUACGAUAUAAUAAAAAGAAAAAUGUUUUGGCGCGUUUCAUAAUAAAAUUUAAACUUGACUUAACUCAUUCGUUUACUUUAUCGUUUCUGCCAUUUAAUUGCAAAAUGUCAUCGUAAAUAUCGGCGGCUCUUGUAUAAUGUAGAGUUAACCUGUAGAUAGAAUUUAUUAAUUUUAAAUAUUACUGGCGUACUAUUAUCAAAUUAAUAGAAUUAUAAUCUUAAGCUUUUAUUCAUUAAAGCAUUGGAAAUUUUUAGAUAACAUUCCAAAAAUGUAAAAAUACAAAAAUAAAAAAAAGAUAAAACAUAUGAAACAUAAUCAAUACUAUAAAGAUAGCUUAGCAUUUUUGAUGAGAUAUUAUUAUAAUACUGUAUGUACUUAUAUACAUUAUCUAUUUAAAAAUUGCACAAAAUAAUGUUUAUAUAUUUUAAAUGUAAAAAGAUUAAUUUUAUCUCGUUAUUAUUUAUAUUUUCUUUACAAAUACAUAUUUUCAAUUCAAGAUAAUAAUUUAUACAAGAAAAUUUUAAAGUAAAUCAUUGAACUUUUCAAAUAUAUUUCUUUUCUCUCUCUUUAUGCAAAUUUUAUUACAAAUAUAGACGCCUUUUAAAAUAACUUUUAUAUUUUUAACAUUAAAUAUCUUAAUAAUUAAAUGUUUCAAUAUCACUUUUAAUCUAAAGAUAGAAGCUAAAAAAAGAGAUAGAGAGAGAUAUGUAUAUAUAUUUAAUUUUUAUCGAUAUUAAAUUAAUCAAAGAUAGCGCCUAUAAAGUUUAAUGAUUUAUUUUAAAAUUGCUCUAUAUUAUUCGAUUUGAUCGGAAAUGUAACCACCGAUCCAUUUACUGGAUCUCUAAUGUACACAUAUAUAACAUUUAAAAAUGUAUAUAUAUGUGUGUCAGUAUACGCGGUUCUCUGCAUUUCGCGUAAGCGCGCAUGUUUUGCGUAGAAGUAAAUGACUAUAACUGAAAUUAAAAAGCGAUUUGUACAUAAAAUAGAUUUCUGAUAUCAUUUUUGCUUUUAAAAUAUA